AAACGUCCAGCACUGAUCUGUUGCCCCGUUGAGUCCAUAAACGUUGCGGAAAUAAAACACCAUAUAUGCUAUAGACUAUAAGCUAUAUGCUAUAAGCUAUAUAUGCUAUAAGCUAUAUGCUUUAAGCUAUAUGCCGUAUGCUACACAUCAGUGCAGAGAUACGGCGGUCGAGUAGUGCGAUUAGCAACGACUUGUCGCCGGCAAAAAAGUGAGAAGAGCCGAAACAAGUUUGCCUCGAUUUUUGUACACCUAGAUCUCGCUAGAGAGCAUGGCGAAAGCCGGCUGGGCAUAAAAAUUAAAUUAAUAUAAUUUCGAGAGAAUGCCGCCAUGCAGCAGCGAUCUCGAGUGUGUGUGAGUGCUUCAAUUAAAUUCAAUAAAUCAUAAAUAAGUGAGUGCCAACGGAUCCUGUUUUAGUGGUGUGGCUCUGUGGCGCAAUUGUGUGAUUUAUUGCCCUCAGAGGAGCCGCGGUCCAUUCGAGUGAAAUUACCAAAUUAAGAAAUUACGAAAUUGCGAAAUUUCGAAUGCGAAAACUUAAUUUUCAUGACUUCCAAUGAAUGCUGAAUCGACAAUGUGCCGUCUCAUAUUCCUUGCCCUCUGCCUCUUGGCUGUGACCUCUCACAUCGAAGCAUUCAAUUUUAUGCCGCGACCCAGUCGAGUGAUAAACUCCCCGAAGCAUCUGAAGUUCCACAAAAACCAGACGCGCAGCUCCUACUUUGGAUACACGCUCGUCAUCCGACCGACCAGCAUCAUUGUGGGAGCGCCUAGAGCUCAAUCCACCUUGGAAUCGCAACGCAACAUCAACGAAACGGGAGCGAUCUACAGGUGCUCCCUGACCAACAGUGUCUGCAGUCCGUAUGUCCUGGAUUCCCGUGGCAAUGUGGAUGCGCCCUACAAUGAGUACACACUGGACUCGGAGCGCAAGGACUUUCAGUGGCUGGGCGGCUCGAUGGACGGCGGCCCCAAGGACACGGACAAGCUCCUCGUGUGUGCCCCUCGGUUCUACGCGCCCAGUCCGCGGGACAACCAUCUGCAUGGAGUGUGCUACUGGGUGCAGAAUACGGUGGCCAGCACUCCGCAACAUGUUACCCGCAUCUCUCCACUCCGCCUGAAAUCUGAUCAGGUGCGGGAAGAGGAUAAGGACAACAAGGCUAGCUUCUUCUACAUCAUGGGCGAACUGGGAUUGAGCGCCCAUGUGGCGGACGACAAUACCAAGUUCCUUAUUGGAGCACCCGGCAUCAAUACGUGGAGGGGAUCGGUGAUUCUGUACCGGCAAGUGGACCCAGUGGACAACCCCAGCGCCAGCAGACGUGACACGGGCAAGGCGCUGCGACGAACGCUGCGCGAUGUGGACACCAACGAAUAUACGCCGGAACACUAUGCACCUGAGAUCCCGAACCCGGCGCAUUGGGGCCAGGAAGAAGACUCUUACUUCGGCUAUGCCGUGAGCUCUGGCUUCUUCGACAGCUCCGAUCCCACCAAGCUGCUCUAUGUGGCCACCGCUCCCCAGGCCAACAAACAGUCCGGUGAGGCGUACAUUUUCGAUGUCCGGGGCAAGGGCAUACAGAAGUACCACGUGUUCCGCGGCGAGCAGUUUGGCGAAUACUUUGGCUACUCCGUUUUGGCGGAAGAUCUCAAUGGAGAUGGAAAAACGGACGUCAUCGUAUCAGCGCCACAGCACGCUCUGGAGGAUUCCCAUGACAAUGGAGCCAUCUACGUGUUCAUCAACAAAGGCUUUUUCAACUUCGAACGACAGAUUUUGCGCUCGCCAGUGGAGACUAAGGCGCGUUUCGGCACUACUCUAUCCCGUCUAGGAGAUAUUAAUCACGAUGGGUACAAUGAUGUUGCAGUUGGAGCUCCCUUUGCUGGCAAUGGUUCGGUGUUCAUCUACUUGGGCAGCGAAAACGGAUUGCGGGAUGAGCCGAGUCAGCGACUGAAUGCUCCUUCCCAGAAGCCCGCCAAGUACGGAUCGCACAUGUUCGGCCACGGGCUGUCCCGUGGAUCCGACAUAGAUGGCAACGGAUUCAACGACUUCGCGAUCGGUGCUCCAAACGAGGAGGCAGUGUAUCUGUAUCGCGCCUAUCCAGUCGUUAAGGUGCACGCCACUGUAAAAUCCGAGUCUCGGGAGAUCAAACCGGAGCAGGAGAAGGUGAAGAUCACCGCCUGCUACAAGCUGAGUACUACUUCCACCGCCAAGGAGGUACAGGAACAGGAACUGGCCAUCCGCAUCGUCAUGGACAAACAGCUGAAGCGGGUUAAGUUCACCCAGACGCAGACCAAUGAGAUGAGCUUCAAGGCGAAUGCGAAUCUCGGCGAGCAGUGCCGCGUCUACGAGACCCAGGUGCGCUACAGCGAGAAGGACAUUUUCACUCCCAUCGAUCUGGAGAUGCACUACGAACUGACCAAGAAAGUUCCCGACUCCGAGGAAUUCUGCGAAACGUGUGCGGUCGUCGAUCCGCAGGAACCAAAGGUUUCCACUCAGAAGAUCAUCUUCAGCACGGGCUGUGCCACCGAUGUUUGCACUGCUGAUCUGCAGCUGAGGAGCAAGAAUGUGAGCCCCAAUUAUAUUUUGGGCAGUGCCGACACACUGCGCCUGAACUACGAGAUCACAAACGUGGGAGAGACCGCCUACCUGCCCCAAUUCAAUGUGACCAGCACUUCCCGCCUGGCCUUCGCCCAGGUGCCUGGAAACUGCAAGGUGGCCGAUGCGGUCAUGGUGUGCGAUUUGAACCGCGGACGACCCCUGGCCAAAGGUGACUCCGACUCCGUGGCCAUCAGCUUCGAUGUGAGCCAACUCAGCGGACAGUCGCUGAUCAUCCACGCAGAAGUAUUUAGUACGGGAUACGAGAAGAAUCCCACGGACAACAAGCAGACCAAUGUGAUCGGUCUGAAGGAGUUCACCGAAAUCGAUGCCAGCGGUGGCCAAACGAACAAUCAAAUCGACUUGGAGCACUACAGUAACUCCGCGGAAAUUGUCAACAACUACGAGAUCAAGAGCAAUGGGCCCAGUGUAAUCGAGCAGUUGACGGUGUCCUUCUACAUACCCAUUGCCUACAAGGUGGCUGGCUCCACUGCCAUUAUACCGAUCAUCAAUGUGACCAGCCUGAAGAUGCAGGCCUCCUACGACUCCCAGCUGCUGGGCAUCGAUCUGUACGACCAGAACAAUACCCUGCUCAUCGUGGAUCCCGUUGAGGUGGUCACCACGCUGAGUGGCGGCUUGGAGCGGACCGUGAUCACCCAGAACAGGCAGAGCUACGACAUCCACACCAGUGGGCAUGUGCACCAGACCUUGGAGAUUCUCGAUACGGAUAGGGUGGCCACAGCUUCCAUGUCCCGAAAGCGACGCGACCUCAAGGCCUUGACCGCCAAUCGGGAGCAGUAUGCUCGCAUCUCGAAUGUCAAGGCACACGAUCUGCUGAGCGAAGACUUUAAGGGUCAGCUGCCCGUGAAUCGCACCAUUGUGUUCAACUGCCGGGAUCCCGAGAUGACCAUCUGUGUCCGAGCCGAGAUGCGAGUGCACUUUAGGCCAGAGAAAUCGAUUAACCUGAACGUGCGCUACAGUGUGGAUCUGAAUGAAGUUAACGCCAUAUUAAUGGAUCCCUGGGAGUACUUUGUCAUCCUGACCGACCUGCGUCUGCAGAAGAAGGGCGAUCCCACCUCCACUUCAUUUUCGAUCAAUCAAAGAAUCGAACCGAACAUUAUAUCCAAGCAUCUGGAGGCGGGACUGCCCAUCUGGAUCAUCAUUGUGUCCGUAAUCGGUGGCUUGCUGCUGCUCUCUGCGAUAAGCUAUUUGCUAUACAAGUUUGGCUUCUUCAAUCGGGCCAAGAAGGACGAGCUGGACCGACUGGUGCAGCAGAAUCCCGUCGAGCCUGAGGCAGAGAACCUCAACAGCGGCGGAAACAACUAGAUCUUGCACUGCGAUUUUCUAGGCGCACACAUCACAUUCAAAAUGGAUGGAACCAGUUACCAAAUCCUAUUUUCACAACGCGAAGACUAUCCACUAAAUGUGUUCUCAUGCAUUUAAGAAAGGAACGAAAGCAGCAGGAGAAAAUUACGAACUACAGGACAUUCAAUGUUUCUCUUGGUUUGAACUAUAGUGGCAGCGGAAAAGUGCCUUUUAGUUUUUAGGUUACCUCUUAUUUAUACGAGAGUUUCAUGUGUGCUGUACCAGCCAUAUUGCCAUUUGUUGUAUAUAUUUAUUAAACAUUUUUAUACCCGUUACUAGCAAAGUGUGCAAUAUGUUACGAGAAGAGUAUGCAUCAGGAAAUGUUAUAUGAUAAUAUAAAAUAUAUAUAUAAUCGUGAUUAGGAUUACCUUCCAAGUUCCGUCUGUUGGUCCGCACGAACGGCGAAUUCAUGCCCACAGUUUUAAGUAUCUAGAAUAUUUAAUUGAAAUCAUAGGUAUGAGGAAAAUAGAUAAGUUAGCACUUAACCUGGCGCCAUUUAUAUAUAAAUGCACAUCCUUAGAUGAGUAACGGGUAUCUGAUAGUCGAGACACUCGACUUAAACGGUCCCUUUUGUUAAUAAAUGAUAAUUGUAAUAAAUUUGUAAAGGUAGCUUUACAGGGCGACGUGAAAGACUUUAUUAAUGUAUAAAUUGUAAAAACGAAGCUAGGAUAUUUAGGAACUUAACAGCUGGUAUAACAAGUAUUCCUGUAUUAUAUUAGAGUAUUAAAAUGAUGAAGAAUAAAUAAAAGUUUAAAACAAAA
Messenger RNA from Drosophila santomea, 4704 nucleotides. Its product is annotated as integrin alpha-PS3. The coding region runs from base 551 to 3904 and encodes 1117 amino acids. Gene Ontology annotation, biological process: cell-matrix adhesion; integrin-mediated signaling pathway; cell-cell adhesion. The transcript is spliced from 8 exons. The record is from RefSeq and is a predicted model, not a curated record. Gene Ontology annotation, cellular component: integrin complex; external side of plasma membrane. Lineage: Eukaryota; Metazoa; Arthropoda; Insecta; Diptera; Drosophilidae. Gene Ontology annotation, molecular function: integrin binding.